Striga asiatica is the source of this 1586-nucleotide messenger RNA. The record is from the annotation of a GenBank genome assembly. Lineage: Eukaryota; Viridiplantae; Streptophyta; Magnoliopsida; Lamiales; Orobanchaceae.
CUCGACCGCGCCGCAGGGGAAUCCAUCCAGGCUCGAGUAGAGUUUCGAGAGUCACCGGGAGAGGUGGACCGGCCUCGCUGCCGGUGAACUUCAUUUACUGGUGGGCGACCGGAUGAACUAAAGGAGGAGGACGAAGGUGAGAAGAUCGUCUCAGAAUAGUUCGUCCGCCCCGUAAACUGUGCAGUCGUCUUAAGAGUCUGUAAAAGUUUUAAACCCACAUACGAAAAAGUCAUCUCGCCGAUUCGACUAUACGAAAAAUCAGAACCACCGUUUCGCAACCGCGCUCAGCCAUGAGCCGCCGCGAGCCACUCAAGACCCUCCUGCCGACCGAGACAUUCGAGCUCGAUUCCGGCCUCUUUCUCACCCCCCGCGUCAAGCUCAGCCUCACGAUUCACCGCGCCGACAAGUCCGUGUCCCCGAUCGACGAGUGGAAGCUCAAGCGCUCGUUAAUUGAUUACCUGAGAACCUCGCACUCGAUAUUCGUUCCUGAAGAAGACAUCAAGGUUUUCAAGUACAGAGACCUCAAGAAAAGGAAGCGCGAAGAUCCCGUGGCGCGCGGGAGUUUGUUCGUGUUGGAUUUAGGGUUUCUGUCCAGGAAGUUGGGUUUGAGCGAAAAGGAUGGCGUGGAGAAAGAGUUUCUGGAUUGGAGGAAGGGUAUCACAGCGGAAAUGGACGGAAUGGAGUUGAAUUUGGAGUCUGUAAAGUUUAAGUUGAGUGUUGAGGUGCCCAAGGGAGAUGAUUUUGAAGGGAUGAGGAAAGAGUGGGAGGAGCUUGCGGCAUUUGGAGCGAGAGGAUAUCAAAGGAGUGAGAGGCAACAGCCUGAUACAAUUAUAUUAAGAGGUGUGCCAUCAAGGUGGUUUGCUGAGCCUAGGGUUUCAUCAAAACCUUCAAUGCUAGUCACUCACACAAUUUUUUCAGCACUUGGAAAAAUAAGGAAUCUUGAGGUAGGUGAGGACAAUGUCAGAGGUGAGGAUGAGGAUGAAGAUAGUGGGGACCUGGUUUCAGGUCUCCAUUGUAAGAUUGUGGUUCAAUAUGAAAGUUACGAGGACUUUUCAAAUGCCUUGAAGAUUUUAAGUGGCCGCUCGUUAAACAAGCAAGGAUCACGGUUGAGAGCUGAUUAUGAGGUGACGUGGGACAGAAAUGGAUACUUUCGAAAUCGCAGAAGCCGAACAGAAGAGGGUAAGAGAUGGGCCCCACUUACUGGCGUGGGGAGUUAUUCAACUGAAGCUGCUCAACAUCAGUCAAGAGUUUCUCGAACUAGCCCUGAUAAUGCACGCAGAAAGCGUUUCAAGGAAGCAGUUAAGCCGAUUCUUUUACAAGUCAUUGCUCGAGGUGAUGUUUGUCUCAGUACAACCCAGAACUGCAUGGCUUGUGAGAAGACAGUAUAUCUUGCAGGUACAACCCAGAACUGCAUGGCUUGUGAGAAGACAGUAUAUCUUGCAGACAAGUUAACAGCUGAUAACAGAGUUUACCACAAGGCUUUCAGAUGCCACCAUGACAAGGGCACUCUCAAGGUUCCUCCUUUUUUCCACAUCUUCCAUUGUUCUUCCAAAUUUUGCCUUUUUUUUUUGGUCAGUAACCACUGA